AUGCUGGAUUCCGAAAAAAUUAGAAAAAAGACAACGGAUAAACAAAGAUACAAGGCCACCCUCAAGCAGAUACGAACUCCAUCCCAAGGCGAUAGUAUUGGAAAAGAAAUUACUAAUGCGUUUAGCGAGGUAAGAUUUUAAAAAAUGUUUUAUAAAAAAAGUUUCCGGGGAUAGACUCUUAUCGAAAUUUAUUUUGGGUUAUUUUUUAGAUCGAUACAUAAAAACAAAUUCAGCGUCAUCUCAUGACGCGUUCCAUUUCACCUUACAAUCGGAUCAAUUCGCCCACGCCCAACAAUCAGCCACAUUCAAAGUAGAAGAAAUCAUGAAGAAUUCAGAACGCUUUGAAAAUUACAUGACUACUAUGGCUAAUAAAUUGAAUUCAGGAGAAUCGUUUAAAUCCUCUUCUAAGUUUACCGCCGACCUUACCUUUAUUCGAAUGCCUAAAGGUGGUAAAAGUGGUAGACAAAAAGCUCUAUUGGGAAAGCGAUCCAUGGCAGAAGUUUUGAAAAAGAAACAUUCCGUGAUUCAAAUUACAAAUUCAGACGAAUUGUGUUGUGCAAGAGCCAUUUGUGUCGCAAAAGCAUGGAUCCAUAAAGAUGAGGGGGAUCGACAGAAAAUCGAUUACGAGAAUGCAAGAAAAUGUGAGACUGUUCGAUCACGAAUGGCCUAUCAACUCCAUGAAGAUGCGGGCGUACCUUUGGGGGCAUGCGGGCACCAAGAAUUGAAAAAAUUUCAAGACUUCCUAGCACCAGACUACCAAUUGAAAGUCAUGGCAACUUCCUACCCCUACAUGAUGGUAUUUGUAGGCCCAGAAGCACCGCAUAUUAUCCGCCUCUUGCUCCAGAAACACGAUGACUCUGAGACUGGUCACUAUGACACUUGCACAUCUUACGCUGGUUUUCUAGAACGAUCCUAUUUUUUUGCGAUCAGUGCAACAAGGGAUUUGAUCAUAAUGACUUCAGACAUCAUCCAUGUGAGGGUCGAAGAUGUCAUGCAUGCAAACAAGUAGAAUGUGGCGCAAAACCUGAUUAUCCCUUGCGUGAAGUACCCUGUUCUUCUUGUUGCCGAAAGUUUUACAGUCAGACGUGUUAUGACAUGCAUAAAGAGAAAAAGAUCUGCGACAGCCUUGUUCAAUGCCCUAUGUGUCGUAAGGAGUUUCAAACCUCAGCGUCAAAAGAACCUCACCAAUGCUACUUUGACAAAUGCUCCGUAUGCCAUGAAUAUGUAAAACUUACAGAACACAAAUGCUUUAUUCAACCUGUGGCAUCCAAAGAAGAUCAAAGAAAAAAAAAACCAAAGCAACCCUGAAACGCCAUAGAAAAAAAAAAAAUCCCUUGGCCUCGGUGUAUGAAGAACCUCCCAUCUUCGUCUACGCUGAUUUUGAAUCUAUGAUAGCGGAAGAUAACACACACAUCCCCGUAUUGGUCUGCGCCCUCACCUCUGAAGAUGAUACCUUCGAAACCUACUACGGGGAGAAUUGCACGGCCGACUUUCUGAACUUUCUCACCCAGCUCACCGAGGACAAAUAUGGCGACCCACGCGAGGUGAUAUGCAUUUUCCAUAAUUUAAAGGGGUACGAUUCUAUGUUUCUACAGCAUCAGUUGGUAAAGGAAGAAAGAAAGAUCGAGGACAUCAUCGCCAUAGGCACUAAAUGGUUAUCCUUCAAAGUGGGUCAAAUCACAUUCAAAGAUUCGUUCAGCUUCCUCCCGAUGUCACUCUCAGCCUUUACCAGUACCUUUGGUCUCACGGAACUCAAGAAAGGUUUCUUUCCUCACCUGUUCCACACACCUGACCAUCAAGAUUAUGUGGGAGCCCUGCCAGCAGCCUCCUGUUACGACCCAGAAAGUAUGUCCAAUUCUAAAAAAAAAAAGAAUUUCAAGUCUGGUAUGAAGAACAAGUGAAAAAGCAACACCCAUUUGAUCUCAAGCAAGAACUCAUAGCCUACUGCCAAUCAGAUGUCGCCCUUCUUAAAGCCGGCUGUCUUAAAUUUGUGAAUGAAUUCCAGUCCACUUCUGGGUUUGAUCCGAUGGAAAAAUGUGCCACGAUUGCGUCAGCAUGCAACAGAUAUUGGCGUAAAAAACAUCUUUCCAAGGAUACUGUGGCCGUUGAACCUGUAAGAGGAUGGCGUGGGGCACAAGUCAAUCAAUCAGAAGUUGCAUUAGAAUGGUUGAUGUGGCAGGAACAUCAGCUUGAAUCAGACAGCCCACGUAUCCAACAUGUUCGUAAUGGUGGGGAGAAGUUGAUACCCGCAGGGCCCCAGGCAUACCAUGUCGAUGGUUUUGAUAGCCACACAAACACUGUGUAUGAAUUUCAUGGCUGUUUGUUUCACGGGUGCAGACGUUGUCAUAAAGACCGCAAGAAAAUGGCGUUUUCAUCAGGCAGCUACACGAUGGAAGCCUUGUGUCAGCAGACGGAAGACAAAUGUCAGACACUCCGACAGAUGGGGUAUAAAGUGGUUCAAAUCUGGGAAUGUCAAUGGAAGGAGCAAAAAAAAGGCCUCAAAGGAAAUUCAAGAUUUUCUCAAGGAAAUCAAUCUUGUACCACAGCUCAAUCCGAGAGAUGCGUUCUUUGGAGGUCGAACUGGGGCGGCGUCGCUUUAUUACAAGGCCAACACAGAUGAAGGCGAGCAAAUCAGAUACGUCGACGUCACCUCAGAAUAUCCCUAUGUAAACAAAUACGGCACCUACCCCAUAGGUCACCCCGAAAUCUUUUUGGAACCAGACGACCAAGAUCCAGCCUCCUACUACGGUAUAUUGACAGUGGACAUUUUACCGCCUUAUAAUUUAUACAAUCCCGUAUUGCCUCUUCGACAUGGAAAAAAAACUGACGUUUCCAUUAUGUCGAAAAUGUGUGGAAGAUGAAAGUGCCAAACCGAUGUUGGGAAGAAAUUAUUAUUGUAGUCAUGGUGUGGAGGAUCGCAUGCUCACCGGUACUUGGUGUACACCCGAAAUCAUGAAAGCUGUCGAAAAAAAGGGUAUCAGGUUCUUCGCAUACACGAAGCAUGGCAUUUCCACCAGACCAAAGAAAGCAAGGUCUGUUUGCCCCGUACGUAG
Pocillopora meandrina is the source of this 3053-nucleotide messenger RNA. The record is from the annotation of a GenBank genome assembly. NCBI's taxonomy places the organism in Eukaryota, Metazoa, Cnidaria, Anthozoa, Scleractinia, Pocilloporidae.